UUCUUAUCCACAGCCUUCACACGCUCUCUCUGCGGCGAAGUCCUUGAAACCUUCAUCCCAUCCGUACUGGCAAGCAUGGCUGAGCGCGGCGGUGGCGAUCGUGGCGGCUUCGGGCGCGGGUUUGGCCGCGGGUUCGGCCGCGGCCGGGGUCGGGGAGACCGUGGGCGCGGAAGGCGCGGUGGCGGCCGGCGUGAUGAGGAGGAGAAGUGGGUGCCCGUCACCAAGCUCGGCCGCCUCGUGAAGGAGGGUAAGAUCACUAGCCUCGAGCAGAUCUACCUCCACUCCCUACCUGUGAAGGAGCACCAGAUCAUCGAUACCCUCCUCGGUGGCCGCCUCAAGGAUGAGGUCAUGAAGAUCAUGCCGGUCCAGAAGCAGACCCGCGCUGGCCAGCGCACCCGCUUCAAGGCCUUCGUCGUCGUCGGCGACACCGACGGCCACGUCGGCCUCGGCGUGAAGUGCGCGAAGGAGGUAGCCACCGCCAUCCGCGGCGCCAUCAUUUUGGCCAAGCUGUCGGUGAUCCCCGUCAGGAGAGGCUACUGGGGGAACAAGAUCGGGAAGCCGCACACUGUGCCCUGUAAGGUCACCGGGAAGUGCGGGUCGGUCACCGUCCGAAUGGUGCCCGCGCCGAGGGGGGCGGGGAUCGUGGCUGCUCGUGUCCCGAAGAAGGUGCUCCAGUUUGCUGGGAUUGAGGACGUGUUCACUUCGUCUCGUGGUUCGACCAAGACUCUCGGGAACUUUGUGAAGGCUACCUUUGAUUGUCUUAUGAAGACCUACGGUUUCCUGACACCUGACUUCUGGAUGGAGACUCGUUUCAGCAAAUCUCCCUUCCAAGAGUACACAGACCUGCUUGCAAAACCCACAAAGACUAUACUUCUUGAGAACACUGAGGUGGUUGAAGCUUAAGAUCUUUCUCCUAGCAUUUGCUUCCUGUACUGGUCAUCAUGUUGAAGUAGGGCCUGAGUUGACUCUGUUUACUGUGAUGAACCCUCUUUUGGAUUUUAGUUUGCCUCGUUUUAGUGUGACAAUUUUAUGAUGCAUUACUCUUUUGUGAUACAUUACUCCUUUCUUGCACAUUAUAUCACAGUAGAGGGCUUGUUCUUUCCA
Musa acuminata subsp. malaccensis (wild Malaysian banana) is the source of this 1104-nucleotide messenger RNA. Its product is annotated as small ribosomal subunit protein uS5y/uS5u/uS5v. Gene Ontology annotation, molecular function: structural constituent of ribosome; RNA binding. Gene Ontology annotation, cellular component: ribosome; cytosolic small ribosomal subunit. Lineage: Eukaryota; Viridiplantae; Streptophyta; Magnoliopsida; Zingiberales; Musaceae. The record is from RefSeq and is a predicted model, not a curated record. Gene Ontology annotation, biological process: translation.